Messenger RNA from Balaenoptera musculus (blue whale), 1777 nucleotides. RefSeq names its product ribosomal L1 domain-containing protein 1-like. Lineage: Eukaryota; Metazoa; Chordata; Mammalia; Artiodactyla; Balaenopteridae. Gene Ontology annotation, cellular component: 90S preribosome. The record is from RefSeq and is a predicted model, not a curated record.
UUCCGGGGAUCCGGAUGUGCAUCUCCACGAGGUGAACGCGAAAUGGAGGCCUCGGCUUCUACCCCACUGUCAACCUCAGCCGAAACUUCAGCUUCGACUCCAGCGACCCCGGUCGGCCUGGAGCAGCUGGACGAAGAGCAGAUUAAAAAGGCAGUAGAAGCUCUGUUGGCACAUUACAGAUCCAGGAAAAACGCAAAUGGAUUGCUUUUGAAUGAGAAUGAAAAUUUCUUUUUAAUGGUGGUAUUAUGGAAAAUUCCAAGUAAAGAACUGAGGGUCAGAUUGUCCUUGCCUCAUGGUAUUCGAUCAGAUUUAGCAGAUAUCUGUUUAUUUACCAAAGAUGAACCUAAUUUAACUCCCGAACAGACAGAACGUUUUUAUAAGAAGCUUUUGAACAAGCAUGGAGUUAAAACCAUUUCUCAGAUUAUCCCCCUCCGAACUUUAAAAAAGGAAUAUAAAGCCUAUGAAGCUAAGCUCCGCCUCUUGGGUAGUUUCGACUUCUUCAUUACGGAUGCCAGAAUCAGGCGGCUCUUACCCUCACACCUCGGGAGACAUUUCUACAACAGAAAGAAAGUUCCAGUACCUGUAAACCUUCAGGCCAAGAAUUUGUCCUGAGAGAUCAGUGACUGUGUAGGGGGAACUGUCUUAAACAUCUCUAAAAGUGGUUCUUGCAGUACCAUCUGCAUCGGUCACACUGGGAUGCAAGUUCAGCACAUCGUCGAAAACAUUGUUGCCGUCACAAAAAGGCUUUCACAGAAACUGCCGGAGAAGUGGGAGAGCGUGAAACUCUUGUACGUGAAGACUGAGAGGUCGGUUUCCCUGCCUGUCUUUUCUUCUUUUGUCAGCAGUCGUGGUGAAGCCAGGGGACUACGCACACAAAGUCAGAAGAAAAAGGUAGCAAAGAAAAGCCAAAAGAAGAAAGAACGUCUUAAAAGACAGCAGGAGAAGAAAGGAGACAAGAAGCUUAUGAAACAGGCUGGAAAGGCUGCACCAGCCCCGACUACAGAUGCACCGGCCCCCAAAACUGGUGGUGCUCCAGCCCAGGGCCCUGGACCCCAGAAGGAGACUGGUGGGGUGAGCGCCCCCCCUAAAGCUCAAGACGAGUCUGAAGAUGAAAUCCCACUGCUGGUACCAGUGAAGGAAACUCCAGCUGCAAGAAGCGUAAAGACACAAAAAGAUGCUGCAGGAAAGAAGUCUCCAAUGAAGAGUCCUGGUCCCAACACACUUCAUGGGAAGAAGAGAAAGGCCUCCCCAGCUUUGGACCCAGCAGCUGCGGAGCCCAAGACCCCAGGUAAAGGCCCAGGGAAGAAGGCAAGAAUCAAAGAAGAGAUGGAGAAAGAAAGAACCUCUUCGCUGGGGAAAAAAGACCCAAGACAGACUCCUAAAAAGCCAGAGGCCAAGUUCUUCACUACUGCUAGUAAAUCUGCGAAAAAAACUCCCCGUACCCCAAAGAUGUGGCCCAAAAAACCCAAAGUACCCCAGUCAACCUAAAAUCAGAAACUCAACCAGCAGGAAACUCAUCAGAGCUAUCUAAAGAGCUUGUAAAAAAUACCUGGGUCCUGACCCCUGUUGCAACCACUGAGUGAGGCCUAGACUUAAAUAGUUUUUAAAACCUCCACAAGUAAUUCUGAUACAUGUUCAUGGGUGUAAGAACCAGUAGUUUGAAGUAAAUCCAUUCAUUUCAUUGCUCUUCUUUGUAUUUGCUAAUGCAGUAGAGGGAAAAUACAGUGCUUCUCUGUGGUUGUGUUUUUUAUUAUUAAAGUUAACAUUUGUUUCUCAG